AUGGCAGCACAGGACGAGGUUCAUACUUGGGCUUUCAUUGGCCUCGGCAACAUGGGAGGGCCUAUGGCUCUGAACUUGCACCGGAGGCUGCCCGCAAGUGAUGAGAUGCUCGUCUACGACACUGACAUCUCCGCUGCGGAGAUGGUCGUAGAAGAAGCGAGUGCGGAAGAGGUGUGCACUUCCCUCCUCGUCCACAAGGGAAGCCCGCGACCCGGUCGACUCAUCAUUGAUUGCUCGACAAUUGAUCCCGUAACUUCUCGGCGGAUUCACCGUAUCCUCGAGAGCACUGGGUUUGGGACUUUCGUCGAUGCUCCUAUGUCUGGCGGUGUUGUAGGUGCAAGGGCCGCAACACUGUCGUUCAUGGUUGGCGGCACUGAAGAUACAUUCCGUCGCGUCCAACCAAUUCUGAAUCGGAUGGGCAGAAACGUCGUCCAUUGUGGGAAGCAUGGAACCGGGCUAUCGGCGAAACUAGCAAACAAUUAUCUCUUAGCCAUCAACAAUUUGGCUACGGCGGAGGCAAUGAAUUUCGGAGUCAAAGCGGGCCUAGAUCCGCUCAUCUUGGCACGCAUCAUAAAUUCAGCAACCGGGCGCAACUGGGCUAGCGAGGUUAAUAACCCUGUUCCAGGGGUGGACAAAGCUGCUCCCGCGUCCCGUCAAUACCAAGGCGGGUUUGCCAGUGCUCUAAUGAACAAGGACCUGAAACUGGCCAUCACGGCAGCUGAGCAAGUACGAGCGCCCUUGCUGUUGUCUCAGGCUGCAUCCGAUAUAUACGGGAAGUUGGAGGGUGAUAAGCGUUACGCCGGUCUGGAUUUUUCUGCGGUGUACGACUAUUUGCAAGGGAACGAGAAAGCCAAACUGUAG
This is a messenger RNA of Penicillium argentinense, 861 nucleotides long. RefSeq names its product 3-hydroxyisobutyrate dehydrogenase-like protein. The record is from RefSeq and is a predicted model, not a curated record. Gene Ontology annotation, cellular component: mitochondrion. Gene Ontology annotation, molecular function: 3-hydroxyisobutyrate dehydrogenase activity; NAD binding; NADP binding. Lineage: Eukaryota; Fungi; Ascomycota; Eurotiomycetes; Eurotiales; Aspergillaceae. The transcript is spliced from 4 exons. Gene Ontology annotation, biological process: L-valine catabolic process. Bases 1 to 861 code for a protein of 286 amino acids.